AUGGAGAGGGUGUUAGAUGACAUGCAGUGGAAGACGGCACUCGUGAGCAUUGAUGACGUCAUCAUCUUCGGGAGCACCUUCGAGGAGAAGCUGGAGCGACUGGAGGAGGUUCUGCAGUGGCUGAGGAAAGCCAACCUCAAGCUCAGCCCCAAGAAUUGCUCUCUCUUUCAGCAUGAGGACUUCGCCAGCGUGGCAGCUCCUCUCCAUCGCCUCACCAGAAAAGGGGCGUGCUUUGUGUGGGACGAAGCGUGCCAGGCCGCGUUUGACGGCCUGAAGAAGGCCCUGGUGGAGGCACCGGUCCUGCCGUACCCAGACCCGAAGCUCCCCUAUCUGCUAGACACCGACGCUAGUGCAGAAGGCAUCUGGGCGGUCCUGUCACAGGUGAAGGAUGGGACGGAGCACGUUGUGGCCUACUACAGUGCCACGUUCAGUUGGCCUGAGCGUAGCUACUGCGUGACGAGGAAGGAACUGGUAGCGGUAGUGAAGAGUCUCGAGCACUUCCACCCUUACCUAUACGGCGCUGAGUUCACCAUCCGGACCGACCACGCUGCCCUGCAGUGGUUGAAGAUGCUGAAGGUGCCGGAGGGUCGGCUUGCGAGGUGCUGGCAAGCGUCGCAGAGGGGGACGACAAGUGGCGUAAGGCACAGCGUGGCUGUGGCUGUGGCGCCAGAGAGCCCCACCAAAUGCCUGGUUGAUCAGUGGGCAACUUUACAGGUGGACGAACGAGGCGUUACCAGUGGUCACUUGGGAGAGAAAAAGACCCUGUGUCGUCUCCGUCAGCGCUUCUACUGGGUGGGAAUGCGAAGUGACGUGAUCGAGUGGUGUAGAGCGUGUGACGUGUGUAGUGGAAAGAAGGGCCCCACCAGGAAAAACCGCGCCCCGUUACAGGUGUACAGCGUGGGGGCGCCCAUGGAGCGAGUGGCUGUGGACAUUGCCGGCCUGCUGCCUCUCACGCCACGGGGCAACUGGUACAUCUGUGUGGUGAUGGAUUAUUUCACCAAGUGGCCCGAGGCAUAUGCACUCCCUAACCACGAGGCCGAGACAGUGGCGGGUGUUCUAGUGAACGAGUUCUUUACCCGUUUCGGCGUGCCCGCGGAAUUGCACUCUGAUCAAGGCCGUAAGUUUGAGUCCCAAAUGUUCCGUGAAUGUUGCGAGCUGUUAGGAACACGCAAGAUCCAGACGACGCCCCUUCACCCACAGUCUGAUGGGAUGGUGGAGCGAUUUAAUCGGACCCUUGCGCAACAGCUGGCCAAGUAUUGCGAGGAAGACCAAGGGGACUGGGACGUCAAACUGCCCGCUAUGCUGAUGGCGUACAGGUCCGCUGUGCAUGAGGUGACGGGCUUCACACCAGCCCAUCUCAUGUUUGGCCCGGCACUGCAGGAACACCUGGUGGAGGUGCAUCGACGGGCUCGAGGCAAGCUCAAGGUGGCGGGCCUGGCCAUGAAGGAGACGUAUGACCGCCGCAUGAGGAACCGAGAGCUCUCGCCGAAGCUCCAGAGCCCCUGGAAGGGGCCAUACACGGUGGAAGCAGUCCUCUCUGACGUCACGAAUCUGAUUCGCCGGGGACGGAAGCGACCGUCUGUUGUCCACGAUCUGUGGCGUUACCACGGUCCGGGCCGCUACUCCUGGGGCCAUGGCGGGGAAGACGAGGACGUAAGCCCCAGCAGCAGCGACGAAGACGUGGCAGGGGCUGCCUGA
Scylla paramamosain (green mud crab) is the source of this 1698-nucleotide messenger RNA. RefSeq lists its product as uncharacterized. The record is from RefSeq and is a predicted model, not a curated record. NCBI's taxonomy places the organism in Eukaryota, Metazoa, Arthropoda, Malacostraca, Decapoda, Portunidae. Gene Ontology annotation, biological process: DNA integration. Bases 1 to 1698 code for a protein of 565 amino acids. The transcript is spliced from 6 exons. Gene Ontology annotation, molecular function: nucleic acid binding.